This is a messenger RNA of Spea bombifrons (plains spadefoot toad), 948 nucleotides long. RefSeq lists its product as uncharacterized. The transcript has a single exon. The coding region runs from base 108 to 446 and encodes 112 amino acids. NCBI's taxonomy places the organism in Eukaryota, Metazoa, Chordata, Amphibia, Anura, Pelobatidae. The record is from RefSeq and is a predicted model, not a curated record.
CAGACUCCAAAGCCAGCACUUACCUUUACCUUCCACCACCAACCUGCCCCUAGUACCAGUCUCAUCUUCUCCAGCCAGCACAGCAUCUUCUUCAUUAACUCCUCGCUAUGUCAGGAAACCAGGGUGAGGACCAUCUGUGCAGCUAUGAGGAAGCCAUGAGCCAGGGAGCCUUCUUCUAUGAAGGAAUGUCUCAACCCUCUGCUACCAGUGGACCCCAAAAGAGGACCAGGCUGAACAGACUCAGGAUCCAGCCCCUCUCCUUUGAGGAGAUCAGAGAGGUGGAGGAGGAAGGGGUUUCUCCCAGUGAAGAGGAGAAGGCAAGAAAAAACUAUCUCAGGUCUCUGGAGUCACUCAGGAGAGGGUCCCACCAUCUCCACAGCCGUAGGGACAGGCUGAACAGCUACAGACUCAGCCUGGACUCCAGUGACUCAGAUACAUCCCUGUGAGGUCUUGGAAACAUCAACUCACUGCAUAUUGUGAGGUCUUGGAAGCAUGUAAGUUUUUGAGAGCUGGAGAAACAGUGCUGAACACCUAUAAUAAAGACUGUAAUAUUGUUUCAAGCCUUUUUCCUGUAUUCUUCUGGAUAAUCUGGGUGAGGAACAUGUCCACAGAUGACACAUUGACCUGUCUCAGUAUAGGACAGGAGUGUUUAAGUAUCAUCACAAUUUUUCUCCAAGAUUCCCAAGAAAUAUCUUCAUGAAUCAGAUGGCCCCAUAGAUCAAAUCCACAUAGAAACUGCAGAUUCCUUUAAAUGGUUAUUCUGUUUGUUUUAUUUUUUCAGUGGUUAUUGUCUAAUUUUUGGUUCUUUUUUAGAUUUUGUAUGUUUCUAUGAUCUGUGAUUGUAUAAAGUUUAGAUAUCUCGCUAUUUUUACACGAAGUCCUUUUUAUAUCAUUUGUAACAAGAUCAUUGUAUAUAAGACAUGAAUGUGUCCAAAUAAAUCGAUUUCU